Molecule: messenger RNA, 1461 nt
Organism: Stereum hirsutum FP-91666 SS1
Lineage: Eukaryota; Fungi; Basidiomycota; Agaricomycetes; Russulales; Stereaceae
Exons: 11
Coding region: 1-1461 (486 amino acids)
Source: RefSeq, a predicted model, not a curated record
AUGACUGGUUUGUUGAUACCACAGAAUGGUGGUUUCUUUGGAUUCUCGAUCCAAAUGUCCGUGGUGAGCCAUGUCUGCUGGCAACCUUCCAGCCCGGUCCUCCUAGUUCCCUUCCUCAAUUGGAUGGAAAACAUUCAGCAAAUAAUUGGCUGGGUUCGGACCGACGACCUUUUCCUGGUCCGAGUAGGAGGAAAAACUCCAGAAUCAGCCGUGCUCGUCGCUACCCUCGCCAACAACUCCAUCUUCUCAAAGGACUACUCCGCAAUCUCAGGCAGGAACAACACGCCGCCACUGGACUACAUCCCGAAGAUGCUCUAUACGAUGGGAGAUAGUCUCGGCAUCGUAUCCUCCGGCCAGACCGUUCUCGGAGACUACCUAUCGGCUUUCCAAGCAGGGAGUGAACUGGAUUUGUAUACUGACCAUGGUGAGUGCGGAUAUACACUCUAUGACUAUGAUGGCGAAAUCGACGACUUCAUCACGCAAGCCGGAAGUGGCUCCUCCAUUCUCAAGACUAACGACGAUGUGUUCCCAGACUAUCUCAAUCACACCUCGGGCCAAGCAAUCGUAGCUCCCUACACCAAUAUCGCGAAUACUAUCGCCCAACCUGCAGGCAAGCCUUUCAUCAUGUUCGAGACCAGUACGACAUCAUGUGAAGAUUUUACGUGUGUUAGCAACACACUUGAUUACGCUAUGACGAUAGUCUACUCAAACUUCACGGGACCGCUUUUCCACGCUGGUGGACAGAACGCGUACUAUAACCUUUUCAAGCCACCUCCAACGAACCAGUCCUCGUUCAAGCAAUGGUCUGUUGGUGCGACGUAUUACUCCGCGCUCGUCAUGGUCGAGGUUCUUGGUCCGAGCAAUGCUUCCGAGCUCAUUGAUCUGGGGGCAAACGACAGCAGCAUCUACACGCCUGGAUACGCGAUUUACGAGAACGGCACGCCGACGAAGCUCGCGCUUUUCAACUACAUCACAGGCAGUUCUGGUGCGUCGGAAUACACGGCCACCGUCGCGAUCGGGGGAAGUGGGGCUGGUCAAGAUAAUCCACCACCAAGCUCUGUCAGGGUCAAGCACGUACGGUCUUCCUCCGUUGCCGAUAUCCAGGACUUCACUUGGGCUGGCCAGACAUUCGGCGCCUCCCUCGCCUCUGACGGUCGUCUCACUGGCGAUCUCGAUGUGCAAACUGUGCAAUGCGAUACGUCUUCCAACACCUGCCAAAUCAAAAUUCCAGCCCCGUCGUUCGCGCUCGUCUUUUUGACCGACGAUGCCUACUCCUCCAUCAGCCCAACGGCCACAGAGACGUUCCCGACGACGGUGUUCAGCAAGACCGUGAACACUCUGUCCAUUGAAAUGAGCGUUCUCAAGACUUGGAAUGGUCACGUCAAGUCUUGUAUUGGUUUAAUCGUCGUUCAAUUCAACGUCGGUCUCGUCGCGCACCAUGCACCAUGGCCCUGUGUCUAA